Sparassis crispa is the source of this 636-nucleotide messenger RNA. RefSeq lists its product as hypothetical. NCBI's taxonomy places the organism in Eukaryota, Fungi, Basidiomycota, Agaricomycetes, Polyporales, Sparassidaceae. Gene Ontology annotation, cellular component: ribonuclease MRP complex; multimeric ribonuclease P complex. The transcript is spliced from 4 exons. Gene Ontology annotation, molecular function: ribonuclease MRP activity; ribonuclease P activity. Gene Ontology annotation, biological process: tRNA 3'-end processing; endonucleolytic cleavage in ITS1 to separate SSU-rRNA from 5.8S rRNA and LSU-rRNA from tricistronic rRNA transcript (SSU-rRNA, 5.8S rRNA, LSU-rRNA); tRNA 5'-leader removal. The record is from RefSeq and is a predicted model, not a curated record. Bases 1 to 636 code for a protein of 211 amino acids.
AUGCAGACGCUCGAGAUGUGGGACGUGCAGAGAGGACCUUGGCAGAUCCUCUUCCAUCAUAGCGGUGACCCGGUUCCUGUAAGCAUAGGCAGGGUUACUGUUCACGAGGUGAAGCCUUUCAGGAGCGACGUAGCCGAUGUCCAUAUCCCGUCAUCCAUGGAUCUGUGCAACACUGCCGAGACGUCUCAGCUUGAUUGGGCAGAAAAAAUGUCCGCGCUAUUCGAGUGGGUCGGGAUGGCUUGCCUUGGUGCACAACGUUUGAAAGCGAAUGAUAGAGUCGAUCCGUACGUGGCGGUGUACACCCCGCCUACGCCUUCUCGUGUAGGGGACAUCACUUAUAUGCGGUGGACCGGGCUGCUGACACCAGAGUUCGUCCAAUCGGUCAUCGAUACCUCUAUCGUGAAAUUGUCCGCCUCCUCGUCCCUCAUUUCCCUGACGAUGCACGGUGUCCCGUCCUCACCUGUAGCAUAUCUCCGGCCUGCCCCAAGUCUCACUGCGCCCUUGCGUGCUCCCAGGCCGGAAUCUGAAGAUACAUUGUGUCUGAUCCUAUCGAGCGAAAAGGAAGGGCCCCGAGGGGAAAAGUUGACGUGGGCCUUGGCGAAGAGCAUCGGGCAGUGGGACAUGCAGUGGGGCUAG